This is a messenger RNA of Saxophila tyrrhenica, 1737 nucleotides long. Its product is annotated as phosphatidylinositol transfer protein csr1. The transcript has 2 exons. The coding region runs from base 1 to 1737 and encodes 578 amino acids. The record is from RefSeq and is a predicted model, not a curated record. Lineage: Eukaryota; Fungi; Ascomycota; Dothideomycetes; Mycosphaerellales; Extremaceae.
AUGCGACCUUUCAGGCGACUCCUCCGCCAGCCCAUUCCCACCCGACAGCAUCUUCACCAGCGACAUCCAAAUACCCCUCCCCACCACCCCGCUGACGUCCUCCGCCCAAGUCGUACCACCUUCUACCCAUCUGUUCAGCCUCUCGCGCCGCGACUCGGUGCGCCUAGCCCGAAGCGCAGCGACCUUGAUCCUCUUGCGCUUGCUAUUGCUUUCGCCGGUGCUUGCUUGAGCGGCGAGUACAUUAUAAAGAAGUACUACUGGGACGAAGACGAGGAUACAGAGCAGGAGAAUACAGACAACACCCAAAAGAAAGACAGAGCAGACUCUACACACCACGAAGAAGCUCUCUCCACCCUCGAACACCUCGAGCGCCUGGCCGUCCUCUACCCGCACACCAUGGCGCCGAACAUGCCGCCCGGCCGGCCUGGCAAUCUAACCGCAGACCAAGAGACCAAGCUGAAAGAAAUGUGGCUCGCCGUCCUCGAAGUCUUCGGCGUAGCCCACGAGCCCUCGCAAUCAAACGGCACCGCGACGCCCUCAGACUCCACAACCACCCCGGACAAGAAAAAGAAGAAGUCGCGGUUAUCCCUCCUCGGCAAGAAAGACAAGCACGACGCCGACGGCGUGGACAACGACAAGCACGGCCAGACCAGGGAGUUCCAGCAAGCGCUCGCCUCGCAGUCCCCAGAAGCCCUACGAGAAGCCUUCUGGAGCAUGAGCAAGCACGACCAUCCCGAUGCGCUCUUACUGCGCUUCCUGCGCGCGCGGAAAUGGGACGUGCAAGCCGCGCUGGUGAUGAUGAUCUCGACGAUGCACUGGCGCAGCACGGAGAUGCAUGUGGACGACGACAUCAUGAUUAAGGGCGAGGAAACGGCGUUGAAGGAGAGUAAGAGCGCGAAUGCGGCGGAGAAGAAGGAGGGGGAUGAUUUCAUGGCGCAGUUGCGGAUGGGGAAGAGCUUUCUGCACGGAUGCGACAAGGAAGGGCGGCCGUGUUGUUGGGUGCGGGUGAGGCUGCAUCGGCAGGGCGAGCAGAGUGAGCGGAGUCUAGAGCGGUUUACCGUGUACACGAUUGAGACGGCUCGGAUGAUGUUGCGGCCGCCGGUGGAUACUGCGACGAUCGUCUUCGACAUGACCGACUUCAGCAUGGCCAACAUGGACUACACCCCCGUCAAAUUCAUGAUCAAAUGCUUCGAGGCCAACUACCCGGAAUCCCUCGGCUCGGUGCUCGUCUACAAAUCCCCCUGGAUCUUCCAGGGCAUCUGGAAAAUCAUCCGCGGCUGGCUCGACCCCGUCGUCGCGGGGAAAGUGCACUUCGCUUCUCACGUGGAGGACUUGCAAGAGUUUAUCCCAAGAGAUCAUAUCCCCAAAGAACUCGGCGGGACGGAGGAAUGGACGUACUCUUACGUCGAGCCGACGGAGGGCGAGAACGCGCGGAUGGCGGAUACGGCAGGGAAAGAGAAGGUGUUGGAAGAGCGGAAGGAGCUGGUGCGCAGCUACGAGUCCGAGACAAUGGCGUGGGCGCACGGGGAGGAUAAAGGCGAAGGGAGGGGCAGGCUGGCGGAGCGGUUGGCGGAGAACUAUUGGCGCGCGGAUCCGUUUUUGCGGGCGAGGAGUUUGUAUGAUCGCACGGGGGUGUUGAGGGAAGGGGGGAAGUUGGAGUUUUAUUCGAGUGGUAAGGCUGCUGGUGCUGCUGCUGCGUCGACGGGAGGGGGCCCGGGGGACGAUGAGGUGGAUUGA